This is a messenger RNA of Culex quinquefasciatus (southern house mosquito), 4436 nucleotides long. RefSeq lists its product as uncharacterized. The transcript is spliced from 7 exons. Lineage: Eukaryota; Metazoa; Arthropoda; Insecta; Diptera; Culicidae. The record is from RefSeq and is a predicted model, not a curated record. The coding region runs from base 1136 to 3136 and encodes 666 amino acids.
AAACAGCAAACAACAGCAACUCGGCACCAAACAGUAACCAAGUGAACACGUGCGCGUAUCGUGCGAUUUUCGUGAAUGCUCCACCUCGCAAGAGCUUGCUGUUUGAUGACUCCGAAAUCAAUAGACAACAGUAAUAACCACAAAACAGCAGCAAUAACCAGUGACAAAGAGUUUGGCAAAAAAAAGGACAGUCAAAUGCGGGAAAUAGGCAGUUUUUUUUGGAAAAGCAUGAAAUUGGAGUAUUGUGUUGAUUAUUCCACAAUGUUUGAACUUACAAAAAAGUGAAUAAAAAGUACAACAAUCUGAAAUCCACUCCGGUCACAGGAAUCCCAACUCAAACAUAAAACCGUGUUUCAACAACAACUCACCUACCCUAGAACGAAAAAGUGGUUCGCGCGCGCAAAAAGGAAACCCCCGCCCGCAGGAGCAACAUUUCGCGAGGUCCUCACGCCAUUCACCAACAUCAACGUCGUCGUCGUCCCGGGUCCUGGUCGUAACGAUUGCCGAACCGUGGUCGGUUGGAACAUGCCAGCGCCAUCGCCGUGGCAGACAUUCAUCAAGUCCUGGAACAACGGCUAGCAGUAGCGAAGACGGCGUGCGCACGGCCAGGUUGCCAGGCCACAUGUAAAAGGGCAUUGAUCCAAGUUCAAUCGGUGCCAGUGCUCUCGCGUGGUAGGAGAACGAAGAAGCCCCUCAAGAAUUGGGCCUUUGGGGUGUGCUGAAGGCCGCCGCGUGUCGUUGUCUAUCAUUUCAAUAAAUAAAUAAUAUUUACGAUUUGAGGGCACGCCGGAGGUUCGUCGGAGCCGAGCGGAGUUUGGUUGCUGCCAUCAGUCAGCGUCAGCAGUUUGGAGCUGAAGACCCCAGCACAUAGUACAUAGUGAACCGAUCGGGCGUGUGUUUGCUCUAAAUGUAUACCGCGUCAAUAGCUCGGGGGUUUUAGCCACGUGUUAGUGUGGUUCCACGGAGAGCGAGUGUCUUUGUGUAGUGAUGGUGCCGCAGUUGUCCCGCAGUCUCGCGCCAUCCUGGCAGUAAAUUGUCCUCUCUCGGUUCCACCAGUCAAUCCUUUCCUCCUUCCCUAAACUUUUGCGAGACCACGACCAAGAACCGCUCGCUCGCGAGGGCAUAAAACAAGAAAAUGUCUACCAGUCGCUACUUAAACUGGUCGCGACCGUCGCCCGCGAGGCACCAUCCGCUCCGGAAGCAGAUGUCCUGCAUCGAAAGCUUCUCCGGUGGUGGUAGCACGGGACGAAGUCUUUCGGUGAGCAAUCUCUCCACGGUUGGCGCCGGUGGUGGUGCCGAUUUCGCCACCUUCGUGACGGCGGCCAUCAUUCACACGAACCGGUUCCAGCAGCAGCAGCAGUCGUACCAGGACCCUCCGAAGGCCACGUUGAGCCGGCGACCGGCCAGUGCGACGACGUCCUCGGCACGACACGCUUCGACGUCCUCCGCGACGACCAUGGCCAAGCGGUUGAACAAUAAGGUGUUGACGAAGCAGCUGUCGCUGGACCACCACAGUCCGGCGGCGGGACACGCUUGGACCACAGCGGCACCAGCGACGGCCAGUCGGACGGCGCUGUCGACCGGUGCAGGACUUUCUGCGGGACAGGAAGUUGGGCAAGGCCACCAAAACAAUCCGAAAAGUUGCGUCGUCAAGAAGAGACCGCCCGGACUAAGUGUGAAGAAUGACACCGAACCAAACGAGCACACCAAAAAGGUCCUGAAGCAGGCCAAGGAUUCCCGUAUCAACAUCAAGAUCUUUCUCGGCCAAACCGUCCAGCAGGACUCGUCCGACAACGGCGUCAGCGACACGGAAUGUUCCGUAAUCCAGCGCGAACCCGCCACCGUCCCGAACCUACCCCAACAACAACAACAAGGCAAUCAAAAGGCCGAAGUGGAAAAUUCGCACCCGGAAGGUGAGACGCUCUCCAAGCACUCCAAGCCGAGCAGUUCUUCGUCGGCGUCGUCGUCUUCCUCCACCGCGUCUUCGACUUCAAGUGGUCGCAACUCGUCGCUGGCUCAGCAGCGCCGGGCCCAGUACCAAGCGAGCAGCCGCCAAAAUUCCGAAUCCACCGCCGAGAAGCGCCCGCCCCUGGUGCGGGCUAUGUCCGCGCCGAUCCGACCCAUAGACGACAACUCCAAGUUCCUACAGAGCAGCAAGCGGAAGGCCCGCAAGAAGAAGGUUCUGCGCGAUCGUGACGAAAUCAACGAAUGCGACGAGGAUGCUUACGAGGACGAUCCGCUCAAGACUAGCAAGGACAGCAACGCCGCAGCCAACAACAACAGUAAGGUCAUCGCUGGAGGUCCGCGAGCCCGUUCCGUGCUAGGAGGACCGUGCGACAUCGAGACGCUCGUUUCGCUGCUCAGCUCCGGCGGAAGUGACUCGGAGAAGGAGGACUCCGCUCCGUCGCCACUGACGGACACGGACAGCUUCGCCUACAACAACCUGAACAACAACCUCAUCGGAUCGAAGCGCCCUCCAAUGCUGAAGAAGGCGGGAAAAUCGGUUUCGUUCCAAGAGUCCGAGCUGAAGCAGCCAACCGCCGGGCUCAACCGGGACUACUACCCGGCUGGGCACCGGAAGCCUCCGGCGUUGCAACCCAUUGCCAACCGCAUCAGGAGAAGCCAGCAGCUGGCCAACUCGCUGAAUGCGUUUCAUCUGAAGGAUGUUAAGAAGAGUUCCAGCGAGGAAAGCAAAUCCGACGACGAAAAGGACCACACCGGCGAAGACCCGCCCCCGCCCUCGAAAGAGUCAAAACCCAAAAAGGAGCCAAAGGCCGCGCAGCAAAAAGCCGACGAGCAGCAGCUGGUCGACGGCCAAACACCAAAGGAGCGCGAAUGCUACCGCCUGUUCCAGAAAAUGUCCACCAUGGGCCUGUCGGUUUCGUACGACACGAUCCUGCGCGGGAUGCUCACGCCGACCGAGCUGCGAGUGCUCGAAAAGCAACGCAACAAGCUCCAAAAGCAGCAAGAAUCGCAGCAAGCUUCGCGACAAAACAGCAGCGAAUCCGAGGGGAACGACACCGGCAAGACAGCGCCGAUCGAUCUGACCGCCGGGUUGGGUUUGGUUGGCUCGAUUGGGGUGGUGGAGCUGGCCAGUGGGGCACGGUUGGAACAGUAUGCCACCAUUGUAGAGUGAGUUGUAAGUUGAACCACCACGCUUCUCCACCGAGAAAAGUGUGAAUGAUGGAGACGCAUGGCGUCUCAAUUGUUGAAGCCCGCGAAAAGCAUGUUUGCAAGCAAAGCCACGCUUGGCCACGACCAUUACGUUGAGUUUAUUUCCAUCAUAAUCAUUCAGUAGUGAAGCGAAUAUAGAGAGUUUGAUCGGCAAACUGUGAUAGGACAGGAAAAGAGCUUUAUUCUGUGUUGGAAGCAAAACAAAAACGUAAAACCAAACAAAGGAAGCAACAAUGUUAGAGUGCACUUAUUACAGUAACACAAACACACAAAACAGGCACACCACCAGAUGGAAACAGAGAGUUUAAUGAUGUUGGCAAGUGAGUUGAUUUGGUUUAACAAACAGAGAGAUGGUUAUUAGCAAACAAUAGUUUAGACAUUAGCGGCACAGGUUAUAUAGAGUUUUGGUAACGGCAUUGGCUUGGAAAUUCAUGUAAUGAUUAGCAAUGUAAUAAAAAAUAGAAUAAAAAAAAUAGUUUCAAUUCAAUUUUCAAUUGUUAUCUUUCAUCAAUCAAAAAUCUUGUUCAAAUAUUUGCCUGGUUUCUAUAUUUAACUUAAACUGAUUUUUGGACAAUUUUAUUCAAUUUUUGAGCCAACUCCGUAGCAAAAUUUGGAAAAAAGACCAUGCAAAUUUUGGAGGGAUGGAACUUUGUUAAACAAAUUACUUGGCAAAAGGUAAUAAUACAUUCCUUUGAUACAUUGAAAAACUAAUACAUUUUGCAUUUUUUAUAUGGCUAAAACUUGCAUCAUUAGUUCAUCCAUUCAAAAGAAGCUGAUUUCCUUAAAAAUCAACAAAUGCAUAUUUUCAACGUUUCAUCACCGCCAUUUUGGCCGCCAUCUUGGAUUUAAAAAUUCUAAACUACUUUAAAGUAGCUUACGAGUCAAAUAAAAAACAAGACAACGUAAAUGACAACGAUUUUUUUCCUGAUUCGAGUCGAGUCGAGUCUGGACUGUACCGCAAAAUGUGUAUAAAGCUACCGUAAAAAAAUAUUUUUUCCAAAUCUUUUAAGUCUUUUACCGAUCUGUGGGCAAACAAUUAAAAAAUGGUUAAAAAAUAAAAUGUAAAAUUUUAAUUAAAAAGGCACAAAUAACCGUUAAAGAUUAUAUUCUGAAUAGUUUAAAUUCAAUGUUACAAGUUUCUUCCCAUGAAAAUUUCGAUUUUAGUCAAUAAUUUCCCUAAUUGUUUGAUGAAAUUUUGAAAGGGGAGGAGACAAAAACUUAAAAAUAAAUUCGGAAUGGCCUAAAGUGUGUUUCUUUGAAAA